Molecule: messenger RNA, 753 nt
Organism: Myodes glareolus (Bank vole)
Lineage: Eukaryota; Metazoa; Chordata; Mammalia; Rodentia; Cricetidae
Gene: Ccl26
Product: C-C motif chemokine ligand 26
Biological process (GO): eosinophil chemotaxis; positive regulation of cell migration; inflammatory response
Cellular component (GO): extracellular region
Molecular function (GO): CCR chemokine receptor binding; chemokine activity
Source: RefSeq, a predicted model, not a curated record
UGCUGUGGGCGGUGUAGCCUCUAGACUUGUGUUUCCCCUUUUGGGCUCUUGAAGGUUUGGACAUGGUUUUCUGGUCUUCCCCUGUGGCUCACCUUAUCUACUCGGCUGUGAUUUUUCCAUUGCUCCGGUGUCCUCGCUCAGCCAAGAGCCAUUGUGGUCACAGCCUGGGGGAAACCUGCUCAGAAAGCCAGCCUGUGAACUGACCUGCCUUUUCCUCUGCUGUGCUUUGAAAGUACUACACAACCUCAUAGAAGACAAGACAAGAGGAACUCAGGAGGCGUCUAUGAAGAGCCCAGGUCAAUGGACCAUGAAGACCUUCCCUUUGAGUUCCAUUGUUCUCCUGGCCUUCUUCCUCAGUGUCCACCUUGGAGCUGCCACUGAUGGCAGUGAAGCAACCCUCCACUCAAUUCAGCAACCCUGCUGCCUCAAUUUCAACCACAAGAUGCUCCCGUGGAACUGGGUGUACUCUUACGAGCUCGCCAAAGACAGCUGUCUCCAAAAGGUCGUGAUAUUCACUACAAAACGAGGUCAGAAAGUCUGUGUCCAACCACAGGCCAAGUGGGUGCAGAGAUACAUUUCUCUGUUGAAUGCUCAGAAGCACCUGUGACUCUACUGGACUUUUAGCCGAAAGACUCUUGGCUCCUUUGCCCUCACAGAACCUGAUGGAUUCAUUUAUAGUGUUCGUGGUCCUGGUGGAAGGAGGACAUGGUUUUUAUUGAAGGUUUUUAAAAUAAAGAUUUGAUUUUACUAGGA